Messenger RNA from Symsagittifera roscoffensis, 2636 nucleotides. RefSeq names its product broad substrate specificity ATP-binding cassette transporter ABCG2-like. Gene Ontology annotation, cellular component: plasma membrane. The record is from RefSeq and is a predicted model, not a curated record. Gene Ontology annotation, molecular function: ABC-type transporter activity; ATP binding; ATP hydrolysis activity. The coding region runs from base 139 to 2130 and encodes 663 amino acids. Lineage: Eukaryota; Metazoa; Xenacoelomorpha; Acoela; Convolutidae. Gene Ontology annotation, biological process: transmembrane transport. The transcript is spliced from 3 exons.
AAGACAAGUUUCUUACUUGAGAAAAUUUAAUUAUCAUUAUAUUCGGUUGAAUGAUUAUAAACUUACGUUCAUUCUCUGAUUUCAGUGCUUUUUUAAACGUUUUUCUGAACGAGCGAUCGUACUUUUCCGGUCAUAAAAAUGAGCUCUGAUCAAAUGGGUUCAAAAACAGGUGAUUUUAAAUCAAAGCGCAGUGUGAUAUCAUUUCACAACCUAACCUACCGAACCCAAGUGGGAAAACUGUGUAAGAAGAAAGAAAAGAAAGUGCUCGAUGGUGUCAGUGGGUUUUUCGAGCCGGGGUUGAAUGCCAUUUUGGGUCCGAGUGGAGGUGGGAAAACGAGUCUACUGGAUCUUCUGGCUAAGAGACGAGACGUGAAGAAAAACGAAAUGAGUGGCGAUAUUCUUCUGAAUGGAAGGGAAUACCCGAGUUACUACAAACACAUUGCAGGUUAUGUAGUGCAAGAUGACGUUGUCUAUGGCACUCUAACUGUGCGAGAGAACAUCACCUUUGCCGCCAAUCUACGACUGAACACGACAGGAUCAGAGGAAAGAGACCGAGUGAUUGACGACCUCCUGUCCGAACUGAAUCUGAACAAGUGUGCGGACACUAAAGUGGGCAAUGAGAUGAUCAAAGGGGUGUCGGGCGGAGAGCGGAAGAGAUGUAAUAUUGCAAUGGAGUUGAUCACUCUGCCAGAUAUUCUUUUCCUCGAUGAGCCUACGACUGGACUGGAUGCAUCUAUGUCUUACUCGGUGAUGAUCAGUGUGCGCAAACUGGCAAUUAGCCGAGGUUGCACAGUCAUAUUCAGUAUACACCAACCCCGCUAUGCCAUCUUCUCCAUGUUCGACCGGCUGCACCUUCUAUCGUGUUUCGGUCAGACUGUCUUCCACGGAAAGUCAGCCGAAGCUGUGAAUUUUCUCGAAAAGAUUGGACUCACGUGCGAAGCUCACAACAACCCGGCAGACUUUUUUCUAGAUGUGAUCAUGAAAAACAGCGACGCCAACGAACAAAAUGAGCCUCUGGCAUACGACAACAAAGCCAUGCAACUCGUGAAUGAGGAUUCAGCCAAGAAGUCUUACAAAGUUAGCAUUAAGCAAAUGGCAGACGACGAAGACGACGAUGAUGAAAAAACCGAAAAAAUGAAUUUGCCCAAAAUGUUUCGCGACUCGGCCGAACAUCGAAGUAUCCUCGGCGACUGCGAAGCAAUCACAGUUUCCAGUAAGAAAAAAGUCGACGAAGCGGAAUCGCAUUCGAAGAAGGAUUUCAGCGUAAACUUCUUCUUCCAACUACUCUUUUUACUGCAGCGACAGUUCAAAGACUUCAUAAGGAACCCUCAAAAGUGCAUAAUGCCUUCAAUCGUGAGCGCCAUGAUCGGAAUUGUCUGCGGCUUGGUUUGGUUCGACCUGGACGUUUCAAUAACCGGGUUCCGAAACUACUACGGAGCUGUGGCGUUCCUCGUUGUAAAUGUGAUGUUUCAAAAUCUCGCAGCUAUCGAGCUAUUUAUAGGAGGACGGGCUAUCUUCUUGCAUGAACUGUCAAAUGGCUAUUACAGUACAGGAGCGUUUUUCAUUUCGAAGCUCGCAGUUGACAUGGCCCUUCAGCAGUUUCUGCCAGCGACAAUUUUCAUAAGCAUUUUCUACUGGAUGGCUGGUUUUCCUGCCGAUUUCGGAGCCUUUAUCUUUACAGUUCUGGGAGGGUUUCUGAUUUGCUUAUCCGCAAGUGGCGUCGCCUUUUUCUUCAGCGUUUUGGCCGGCGUUCUGUCUCUGGCAUCGGCACUAAUGACAUUGACAAUGAUUCUGUUUUUCCUGUUUUCGGGACUUCUGAUCAACUUGAGCAGCGUGCCUAAAGUUCUUUCUUGGCCGCAGUAUCUCAGCAUCAUGAGGUAUGGAAUGAAUGCUGUGAGUAUCCCAAUCAUCAGUCCUCUGAAGUUCUGCGGCGAAAGGAGUCUGAGGUUGGAAAAUGGGACUGUAAUAUCAGGCGAGAUGUGUAUCACCGGUAAGGAUCAGCUGAGCAAUGCUGACAUGCCAUACAAAUCAGAGGACAAGUGGUUCGAACUGGGGAUGGUGGCAGUGAUUGCAACUGUUUUCAUCGUGUUCACCUUCAUCAAACUUUUGACUAUAAAAAAGAACAAAUAAACUGCAUAACUACAAAAAACAAACCUAAAAGACAACCGCACGAAUAUAUAUAAUUUCAGGAGCGGAUUAAGGAGGGGGGAUGUGCGAGCGACCUUUCUCAGGGAUUCGACACACUGAAUGCUCAAAGGGUCCCCGACACACUGAAUACUCAAAGCAUUCCAAAUAGUGCCUAAAAUUGACAUUUGUUCGUCGUUUUUGGUCUUUUUUUGGUUGCAAAAAACGUCGUUUUUGGUCUUUUUUUCGCAAAACUUUGCGUGUAUUACUGAAGUUUUGUUUCAAAAAGAUCUUCAUAGAGUGUUGUAAGAAAAGGACGAGAAAUGUUUUUUUUCUGAACAUAUGCUCCCUCGAGAAAGUUCAACAUCAGCCCCUGACUGUACAUCUGAACGGUCGCUCUUAUAUAUAGAAAGGUUAUUUUCAAUUUAAGUUAUCCAGAUAAAUAAAGCCUAUUUUAUUUUUAAGGAGCGGCCUGGUCUAGUAGUGGAAACAAGCGUGUGCAGAAAUAUUCU